Camponotus floridanus (Florida carpenter ant) is the source of this 781-nucleotide messenger RNA. RefSeq names its product S-phase kinase-associated protein 1. Gene Ontology annotation, molecular function: cullin family protein binding. NCBI's taxonomy places the organism in Eukaryota, Metazoa, Arthropoda, Insecta, Hymenoptera, Formicidae. The record is from RefSeq and is a predicted model, not a curated record. Gene Ontology annotation, cellular component: cytoplasm; nucleus. Gene Ontology annotation, biological process: SCF-dependent proteasomal ubiquitin-dependent protein catabolic process. The coding region runs from base 181 to 735 and encodes 184 amino acids. The transcript is spliced from 4 exons.
UGACUACAGUGUACAGUUGACUCUGCAUUAUUCUAAAUCAGAUGUUAAGCAAAAGUGGAAAUUAAAAAGCAAAGGCCAAGAAAUACCUCACAUAAGCGGCAACGUGAAGGAAAAUCUGAAGGAUAGAACGAGAAUCUACAAGGAAUUAAUUAAAUCGACGAUUUUUAUUUUGUCAAAAAGAUGCCUAACAUAAAGCUACAGAGUUCCGAUGGCGAAAUAUUCGCGGUUGACAUCGAAAUCAUAAAAUGUUCAGUUACUAUCAAGACUAUGUUGGAAGAUCUCGGUAUAGACGAGGCUGAAGAGGAAGUCGUGCCAUUGCCGAAUGUUAAUUCCGCGAUCCUCAAUAAGAUUAUACAGUGGGCUACGUAUCAUAAAGAUGACCUCCCACCACCAUCAUUCGAAGACGAAGCCGAAGAGAAUUCUAAUGAUGAUAUCAGUUCAUGGGAUGCCGAUUUUCUAAAAGUUGAGCAAAGCACUCUCUUCGAAUUGAUUCUGGCAGCUAAUUACCUUAAUAUCAAAGAUCUCUUAAAUAUCACAUGCAAAACCGUCGCCAAUAUGAUUGAAGGCAAGACAACCACAGAGUUAUGUGAAAUAUUCAACAUCAAUCGUGAUUGUAAUAUUUCAGAGGAAGAACAAGAAGAAGAGUGCAUAAAGAAAGAAGAGAAGAAGAGUGUGAAGAAAAGAAGAAGAAGAAGAACAAGAAAAGCGGUUGAAGAAAGAGAUGGAAAAGAGUAGUGUGAAGAAAAGAAGAAAGCAAAAUCUUCAAUGUUGCAUGGCUGGA